GUUCAGGACCUUACAGAGCACAACUCAAGUUAGCAGCAGAGAAAUUGUGGAAUCCAAAUGGAAAAACAGCAGAAAGCUGUUAGCCAAAUACGUGAAGGAGCUUCAGUUUAAAUACACACCACUUGUUCUGGUGAAUGACGUGUCUGACGUUUACCCUGAAAACAAAUACAAGAAGUCACGUAAAAAGAAAUGUAAAAGGUACAUACCUAAAGAAGACAAGCCAAUUAACAUUGAGGACCUGCUGACCAUGAAAGAGCAGAAGAUCCUACUGGUGGGGAAGCCUGGAAUUGGGAAAACCUUCUGUGUCCUCCAGUUACUGAAUCUGUGGGCUGAGAGCGUUGAGGACACUCUCUAUGUCUUUUAUUUCGAUGCAGGAAGUGCACGCCAUGUUAGAGACUCUGAAGAUCUGAGGUCCUUACUGUUCAGUUACUGUAAACCAGAGAGAAUGAUUGAAGACGAUCUUUAUACUGAUAUCGUAAAUGGAAACACCAAUGUGCUCCUCAUAUUUGAUAGCUUUGAUGAAAUCCGGCCGACAUGUCAGAAUGAAAAGAUUGAAAGAGUUAUUUAUGGAAUACUAAAUAAAUAUGAACUGGAAAAAGCCAAGGUCAUCGUUUCAUGUCGACCUUCUGUAGAAGAACGGGAGCUACCCGACUGGGCAGACUGUAGGGUGGAAGUUCGUGGGUUUGGUGAAAAAUCAAUUUCUGAAUAUUUCAAGACUACACUUGAAGGCCAAUGCAUUUGUGAGGAAGAUGUGAUGUUGUAUGAGAAGAACAUCAAUGUCUUCAGUCUCUGUCAUGUCCCGCAGUAUGCAUUCAUAGUCAUGUGCUACAUGUUGAGUGAAGGCCGCAUGAAGUUACAACAGAAAAUCUCUUCUGUGACCACUCCAAGUACGGUGACUGAGCUCUAUGUGCACAUAUUCCGCCAUUGUGUCGGUCAGCACAUGUUGAAGGUGACACAUUCUGGGACAGGAAAUGUUGAUGUGUACAUUGAGCAACAUAAAGAGGAGAUAAUGACAUUAGCCAAAAAAGGGUUUGAUGCCAUUUUGAGUAAAAGUGUGAACCUUAUUGAUUGUCAACUGAAAAGAAUGCCAUGUCAAUCCAUCAAAUGUUGUUUCUUAGGUUCCACCAGCAUUGAUGAGACGCUUACCUCCAAAGAAACCUACUUUGCCUUCCUCCAUAACACAAUGCAGGAGUUUUUUGCUGCUCUUUGGAUUUUGGAAAAUAAAAGCAACAUAAGCGACAUAUUUCAGCGCAGUCUGACCGCGGGUGAAAGUCACUUGAAGUAUGUGAUUUACUUCCUGUGUGGACUUCUUACCAUUAAAAAUUCCAAAUUAAUGGCACGUUUAUUUAAGGAAAAUCCCCCAGACGUCCUCUCAGAGUCUGUAAUCCACAACAUAAUUGAGCUCAUUCAGUCAGCUGAAGAGGACAUUGGAGGAGAAGAACGGAUUUUGUUUGCUUGCCAGUGUUUAUAUGAGGCCCAGUCAACUAAGGUGUGUGCUCAGGUUUUGGAGGCCAUCGAUUUUGAGUUCUGCCUGGAGGACGAGCACAUUGACCCGUACCAGAGCCGUGCAGUGAUCUACGUAGUGAAUGAAGCAAUCAAGGAGACGUAUUCAGAUUUGGAAAUGCAGGACCACCGGCUCUUCAUCCUUGGCUACAAACUGCUGCUGGAGUGUACAGAAAGUUACAGAGCAUGGGGCAGACAUGUUGAAACUGAAGAGGCCUCAUUUGAACCCCAGGCGCCGUCGUCGUCUGUGCGAAGUUUGAGUGUUCUCCACAU
Polypterus senegalus (gray bichir) is the source of this 1776-nucleotide messenger RNA. Its product is annotated as nucleotide-binding oligomerization domain-containing protein 2-like. Gene Ontology annotation, cellular component: cytoplasm. NCBI's taxonomy places the organism in Eukaryota, Metazoa, Chordata, Cladistia, Polypteriformes, Polypteridae. The record is from RefSeq and is a predicted model, not a curated record. The transcript has 2 exons. The annotation marks the transcript as partial.